Molecule: messenger RNA, 2001 nt
Organism: Cygnus atratus (black swan)
Lineage: Eukaryota; Metazoa; Chordata; Aves; Anseriformes; Anatidae
Gene: DYTN
Product: dystrotelin
Biological process (GO): synaptic signaling
Cellular component (GO): plasma membrane
Molecular function (GO): zinc ion binding
Source: RefSeq, a predicted model, not a curated record
AUCUGUCCAUUUCAAAUGGAUCCAGACUUGCAGGAGGCUUUCAAUGAUGUUCAGAAUUCCUUCUACAGAACAGCCCUGAAACUACGCGCAGUACAAAGUCUGUGCCAGUUGGAUUUGAUUGAUGUUUCUCUGAUUCAGCACAUCUUGUCAAGUGAACAGAGCCAGAGGGAAAAGCAGAUUUCUCUGAAAGUGCAGCAGCUCUUUGGAAUGCUGAAGGAACUGCUCCAAAGGGCAAGAUUAGAAAAACCAGGCCAGGUAGAUCCAAGAGCUGCCAAAUUCACAUUGAGCCUACUAAAAGCCAUGUAUGACAGAUCUGGAACGGGUUAUAUCAAAACUAGAUCUGUUGCAGCUGCCUGAAUUGCUCUUUCAGGAGACACUCUGCUUGCUAAAUACAGAGCUUUCUUUGAGUUUUAUGCUGUUCCUGACGGGAAGAAGUCCUUGAUUACCCGUAGUGCCCUAAGAAGCCUGCUAACAGACUUAAAUCAGAUCCCAGCCAUUGUGGGAGAAAGCUGCACUCUGUCUUGUGUGGAAAUUGCUGCUCACAGCUGUUUCCAAGGGGUUCUGAAUUCAGCAAUUGUUGAAGAAAAAUUCUUGUCUUGGCUGAGAUCGGAGCCUGCUCUUCUGCUGUGGCUCCCUACAUGUUACAGAUUAUCAGCUUCAGAAAUAGUUUCUCACCAGGUUAGAUGCAGAGUCUGCAAGAAUUUCCCCAUUACAGGCCUCAGGUAUCGCUGUUUGAAGCGCCUGAAUUUUGACCUUUGCCAAGUCUGCUUUUUCACUGUCUGUCUCCACAAACCACAUAAGAGGUCACAUCCUGUUGUGGAACACUGUGUGCAGAUGUCAGCAAAGGCGAGUGCAAAGCACUUUCUCCGCACUGUCAGGAACAACCUGUUUCAAGACCGUUGCAGAAGAAAGGAGGCUCAGAGAAGGAGGGCUCUGGAGAUAACAGAGGAGAGGCAGUUCCCUACUCACAAAAAGAUUGUUCCCCUUGCAGAACUCACUACUUCACCAUUCCCUGAAAACCUGUCUCUCACAGUGGACAGACCUGUCUUGGAGUCACCCACGUUCGUAUCUGAAAACAGAACUGUAACACACAAGAGUAAGAAUAACAGUGAGAUGCCAGAACAAGACAAGACAAAAAUUCAGGCAAUAGCCUCUUUUGAAGCAGAUAUGUUAAAAAUGCAUGAUUCCAUCAAAAGUAUUCAAAGUGAAAGCAGGUACAUGAAGAAGCAAUUCAAUAAAUGGAAGGACAAAGUGCAAUUUCUUCACAGCUGCCAGAAAGACAAAAGCUGCAAAAUAGAGACAACACUCCAAAGCUUGAGAGCAAGCCAUGAAAACUUGCAAAUGGAGCUGCAGCAAAUAAAGCAAGAUAUAAAGACAAUGUUACAGUCAACCACACAUCCUUCUUUUUCACUGUGUCAGAAUGUGAUGCCAAGAAAUCAGCAUGUCCUUCUGGAAAGGAAAGUGCAGGGUGGAUUAAAUCUUGCCCAAAUAAAGCCCAUUUCUAGAACAUGUGCAGACUGGAAAGCUUUGAAUCACCCCAACUCUGAAAAUAAAAUGCAGCUUUUAGAGACACCUGAGGUUCCUGCUACAAUGAACUUUAUAUUCUCAGAAGACCCAGUGAAGUCAGUGAGCCCGCAGAGUGACGGACUUUUUAUUGGACAGCGUUAAAAAGAAAAAGAGAAUCAAACUUAUCUGCCUGAAUUGAUGGAAAACUCCUGCAGUGGCAUUGUGGGGAAUACAGCUGUUAUUCCCAGUGCAAUACAGAUACCACCUGAUGAGAAGGAAGUCAGUGAGGAAGUGGAACUGCAGCAGCUAGUGAUGAAAUUGAAGGAUGCAUUGUCUCUUCAAGCCCAACCAGCUCAACAGUCAGCUUUGAAGCAGGAUUUCUUCUCUGCAGCAGAACGUGUUUGCAGAUCCUUCUCUGACCUCAUCAACCAAAUAACUGCCAGCUUGGAAGUGAUGGAAACUGCCAUUCACCUUACAGCUCCUCUGAACUAUUGA